Molecule: messenger RNA, 1344 nt
Organism: Trichoplax adhaerens
Lineage: Eukaryota; Metazoa; Placozoa; Uniplacotomia; Trichoplacea; Trichoplacidae
Exons: 15
Coding region: 1-1344 (447 amino acids)
Biological process (GO): lipid biosynthetic process
Cellular component (GO): endoplasmic reticulum
Molecular function (GO): oxidoreductase activity; iron ion binding
Source: RefSeq, a predicted model, not a curated record
AUGUCCACCAAGUUCCAGGCUAUAUCGAAAAAUUCUACUUUACACCAAAACAUCGCAUACAAUGUCUUGUCCUUAGCAAUCAUCAGCGUUUAUCCAUUCUUUCUAACCACAAUAAUGAUCGAAAUAUUAAUUCGAUUUAUUAAACAUAAACUGCAAGUUUUACGAAUUCCUGAUUUCAUUGCAUCGCUUUCGGCAUUUAUUAUAUCAAUAAUACCACAUCUACUUGUCAGAAGCAUAGAAUUAGAGAUGUACAUCAAGAUUCAUCAGCGCUAUAAUUGGAUAAAAUUACCAUGGGAUUCACCACAGACAUGGUGGUUAUGCCUUCUUGGAGUUGAUUUAGCAUAUUAUUUUGUCCAUCGGUUCGCCCACGAAAUCAAUUUAUUUUGGAUUGCCCAUCAAGUUCAUCAUAGCUCCCAAGAAUUUAAUUUAACCAUAGCAUUACGUCACUCAUUUCUACAACAGUAUUUUGCAUGGAUCUUUUACCUACCCUUAGCUUUGUUCAUACCGCCAUCUAUAUUCUUGGUUCAUAUUCAAUUUAAUUUAAUGUAUCAAUUUUGGGUUCACACUGAGAUCAUUGAUAACUUGGGUCCACUUGAAUAUAUUUUUAAUACACCAAAACAUCAUCGAGUACAUCAUGCUCGAAAUCCAGAAUAUAUCAAUAAAAACUACGGUGGUAUUUUUAUUAUCUGGGAUCGACUUUUGGGCACAUUCGAAGAAGAAGUGGCUGAUGAAGUUUAUGGGUUAACAGCCCCUGUCGAUAGUUGGCAUCCUGUAACAAUACAAUUUGGCUAUUUUAUCAAGAGCUUCCGCCGAUUUUUGGAAUUAGAGGGAAUUUUAAACAAGCUGGCAGUAUGGUGGAAAGGACCAGGUUGGCGUCCUGGUACCCCUCGUCUAGGCAAUAAAGAAGCAAUUCCAAUGGUCGAUUCUAGAACCUUUGUAAAAUAUGAUCUACAAGCACCAAGAUUUCAUCAAUACUAUUGUUUGCUUCAUUUCUUGUUGACGCUUGUUGGUAAUCAAUUACUUAUAGCAUAUGUGAAAGAAUUACAACAGACGAUAGUAUUAUCCACCAUUAUCUUUAUUCUAUUAUCGCUGUAUUCUUUUGGCGCUCUACUCGAAAAGCGGCCUUAUGGUCCACACAUCGAACUUUGCCGAUGUAUUCUUUAUAUAUUAGCCGAUUUAUAUAUUUCAUCUAAUUAUAAUCUCACUGCAUCAUGGAAUGCAACUGCAAUUAUUGUAAGGAUUAUAUAUUUAUUUUCCUGCUGUGUAUGGAUGAUCAUUAGCCGAAAAACAGAGUUAAAAAAGACGGACAGAUUUAAGGACUUCUUCUACAGUCGUAGUCGAUGA